Messenger RNA from Capronia coronata CBS 617.96, 816 nucleotides. RefSeq lists its product as uncharacterized. The transcript has a single exon. The coding region runs from base 1 to 816 and encodes 271 amino acids. The record is from RefSeq and is a predicted model, not a curated record. Lineage: Eukaryota; Fungi; Ascomycota; Eurotiomycetes; Chaetothyriales; Herpotrichiellaceae.
AUGAACGGCACGAACCAACAUAAUCUCUUUACCUACCACGCAGUGGUUGAUCCCAGUAUUGACGCCGCAAUCCCCCCGGAACAGCCUCAAUACAGUCCUGGUGCCGCAUCUACCUCAAUGACGCUCGCCGGCCCUGUUACCUCUGUGAAACGAUCGCCAACGCCCGACGAGAAUGGGCUGAAUAAUUCAACCUUUGUAUCACCGAUGCCUUGGAGUUCCAGCCGGUUGAGUGCUUCGGCUAUCAGUUUACCCCAGCCUGCAUUUGCGCCCACGGAUAGUCCCAGGCCUUUCACUGCAGAUGCCUCGCUUUCCAAAACCCACCAGCAUAUAAUACAGCCCCUGCCACCGACCCUCACUGUCCCCGCACCCGUGGCAUAUAGCAUGUCGCAGUCGAGUGUUAGCAUACCCUCCUUUUAUCAUCCAGCAAAUUCCCCACGGCUGGAUCUGCCUCGCAACUCCCCCAUCCAAUAUGACAGGGAGCUCGCUACGCCAACGACUGUUCAUUCGCGCCAAUCCUCCACCGACAUCAGUGUCGGGCCAAGCGCAAUUGUCUACGAAACUCAGCUGCCAGAAUACUGGUCCGCACGGCCGGAAGCGCACGACCUUGCGUCUUCUCUUUCUCAUGCCAGGACAGACCUUCCAAUUGAAUCGGCAGAUCAAGGCUCGUCCCAGGGCGGCAACCACGGCAAUAACGGAUCGCUUGACCCACUGGAUGGGAAGCGAGAUGCAGGACAGCAGAGCAGAAUGGGCAUCAUGACAGUUCCGGGAAAGAAAGAUACAAAAGUACUCCGGAAGAAAUCUCUCAGGCGAAUAUAA